Messenger RNA from Aspergillus luchuensis, 567 nucleotides. Its product is annotated as putative secondary metabolism biosynthetic enzyme. The transcript has a single exon. NCBI's taxonomy places the organism in Eukaryota, Fungi, Ascomycota, Eurotiomycetes, Eurotiales, Aspergillaceae. The record is from RefSeq and is a predicted model, not a curated record. The coding region runs from base 1 to 567 and encodes 188 amino acids. Gene Ontology annotation, biological process: biosynthetic process.
AUGGAGGAGAUAAAAUGGCGACAGCCGGCGGGACCGUAUCUCAUUGGGGGUUACUCGCUGGGCGGGGUGGUGGCCUUCGAGGCAGCGCGCCAGCUGGUGGAAACAGGUGAAAUCGUGGACCGGCUGGUCUUGAUUGACUCGGCGAGCCCGAGUAGGGUGCACUCAUUUCCUGAUGAACUGGUGCAGUUUCUGGAUACAAUUGACGCGACCAAUAACCACAAAAAUAGUGCCCAGGGAACCGUGGGCAGCAGCGCCCACUUCAUGUUAUCUCGGGAACAGCUGCCCCAGUACAGCGUGCGCCCGCUGCGGGGGUUGCAAGAGGGCCUCAUCCGAGACGUGGUUCUCUUUUCAGCGCGCGAGGCGGUCGAAAAGCAAGAGACCGUGCCUCGACCGAAGGUGGGAAGCGACGAGCAAAGCGCUGUGGAAUGGUUUCUGGAUGAUCGGGUCGAUGACGGGGCGCUGGGGUGGGAAGAUUUACUGGAUAAUGUGCGAGUGAUCCGCGUUGAGGGGAAUCUGUUUUUGUUGAUGGAUGCGUCGAAAGUGAGUUGCCUCCUUCCUUAUAUAUAG